Messenger RNA from Vicia faba (fava bean), 1143 nucleotides. The record is from the annotation of a GenBank genome assembly. NCBI's taxonomy places the organism in Eukaryota, Viridiplantae, Streptophyta, Magnoliopsida, Fabales, Fabaceae.
AUGGGGUUAAGUAUACUGUUUGCUGUGUUCUUCCUAUCUUGUGUAAACCUUGUGGAACUCAAAGACUCAUCAUCACCUUCUUGUGCUUUUCCUGCAAUCUACAACUUUGGAGACUCUAACUCUGACACUGGAGGCAUAUCAGCCGCAUUUGUACCAAUUCCUGCACCAUACGGGGAAGGCUUUUUUCAUAAACCUUUUGGAAGAGACAGUGAUGGUCGUGUCAUUCUUGAUUUCAUAGCUGAGAAGGCUAACUUGCCAUAUUUAAGUGCUUAUCUCAACUCACUUGGAACCAAUUAUAGACAUGGAGCAAACUUUGCAACUGGUGGAUCUACUAUUAGGAAGCAGAAUGAGACUAUAUUUCAAUAUGGAAUAAGUCCAUUCUCUCUUGAUAUUCAAAUUGUGCAGUUCACCCAGUUCAAAGCAAGAACCAAGCAACUUUACCAACAAGCCAAAGAUUCAGUUGAGAGAAGCAAGCUUCCUGUGCCUGAGGAAUUCUCUAAGGCACUCUACACGUUUGAUAUUGGUCAAAAUGAUCUCUCUGUUGGGUUUAGGAAGAUGAACUUUGAUCAAAUUCGUGAAACUAUGCCUGAUAUAGUUAAUCAGUUAGCUUCUGCAGUCAAAAAUAUUUAUGAACAGGGAGGGAGGUCCUUUUGGAUACACAACACUGGCCCCAUUGGAUGUUUACCAGUAAACCUAUUUUACAAGCACAGUGUACCAGCAGGCUAUUACGACCCAUAUGGAUGUGUAAAUGAUCAAAAUGUGAUGUCUGUAGAAUUCAACAAGCAUCUUAAGGAGAGAGUGAUCAAGCUCAGAACAGAACUUCCAGAAGCUGCAAUUACUUACGUAGAUGUUUAUGCCGCAAAAUAUGGACUAAUCAGUAAUACAAAAAAUGAAGGAUUUGUGGAUCCAAUGAAGAUCUGUUGUGGUUAUCAUGUGAAUGAUACACAUAUAUGGUGUGGAAAUUUAGGAACAGCAAAUGGGAAAGAUGUGUAUGGUACUUCUUGUGACAAACCAUCCAUGUAUGUGAGUUGGGAUGGUGUUCAUUAUGCUGAAGCUGCUAACCAUUGGGUUGCGAAUCGUAUACUCAAUGGCACUUUCACUGACCCGCCAACACCAAUUUCUCAAGCAUGUUAUAGGCAUUGA